AUGGACGUGAAAUCAACAAAAGCUUCUCUGGUUCUUGCUGAUUCUGCACCUAUAAACAAGUCCAGACUUGGGAUACAUUCUAGUCUUUUGCCUUGUUCUCAAGCCGGCCCCACAUUUUCAAAUAACAUUCUGGCAAUUUCGAGUAAGAAACCUGGAAAAUUUGAUGAUGUUCGUUCCAAUGGUUGGCUUGACGCAAUGAGAUCAUCGUCACCUCCUAGAGAAAAUAUUCUUAAGAAUUUCACAAGUGUGGAGGUUGCUUCCCAUGAUGGAGAUAUUGCUUAUCGUGCUUGGAUGAUCAAGUAUCCAUCAGCCCUUAAUUCCUUCCGACAAAUAAUGGAAUGUGCAAAGAAUAGGACGAUAGUGGUAUUUUUAGAUUAUGAUGGAACUCUUUCCCCAAUCGUAGAUGAUCCUGAUCGUGCUUUUAUGUCUGCUGAUAUGCGUUUUGCUGUUAAGAGAGUGGCAAAAUAUUUCCCAACAGCCAUCAUCAGUGGAAGAAGCCGUGAUAAGGUCUAUGAGUUGGUAAGACUAAAAGAACUCUACUAUGCUGGUAGUCAUGGCAUGGACAUCAUGUUCCCAGCUGAAGAGAUGGCCUCCGGAGACCGUUCAAUUUGUACAAAAUCUACUGAUCACCAGGGCAAGGAAGUGAAUCUGUUCCAGCCUGCUAGUGAGUUUUUACCAAUGAUCAACGAGGUUUUUAGAACCCUUGUUGAGAUUACUAAAAAUAUAAAGGGUGCCAAAGUAGAGAAUCAUAAAUUCUGCGUCUCUGUGCACUAUCGUAACGUCGAUGAAAAUAGUUGGCCUAUAGUUGCACAGCUUGUUUAUGAUGUCUUAAAAGAGUACCCUCGACUCCGAAUAACUCACGGACGAAAGGUUUUAGAGGUUCGUCCCGUGAUCGACUGGGAUAAAGGAAAAGCAGUUGAAUUUCUGCUUGAAUCCCUAGGAUUUAGUACCAAUCAAGAUGUGCUCCCAAUAUACAUUGGAGAUGACAGAACUGAUGAAGAUGCAUUCAAGGUAUUGCAGUCGGGAAAUCGAGGUUAUGGAAUUCUUGUAUCUGCUGUCCCGAAAGAAACCAAUGCUUUCUUCUCUCUGCGGGAUCCUUCUGAGGUCAAGGAAUUCCUCGAGUCUCUGGUGGAGAAGAGGAUGAAGAGGAUUGUGAUAGGAUUAGAAGGCAAAUUACCGCCGCAAAAGCCCCUUAAUUCAAAUUAUGUUGAUUCUACUUCAGAGGAGAGAAGACCGGAGUUAUUAGAAGGCAAAUUACCGCCGCAAAAGCCCCUUAAUUCAAAUUAUGUUGAUUCUACUUCAGAGGAGAGAAGACCGGAGUUGUACGUUGAGUAA
This is a messenger RNA of Fraxinus pennsylvanica, 1335 nucleotides long. The record is from the annotation of a GenBank genome assembly. Lineage: Eukaryota; Viridiplantae; Streptophyta; Magnoliopsida; Lamiales; Oleaceae.